This is a messenger RNA of Helianthus annuus (common sunflower), 1861 nucleotides long. RefSeq lists its product as uncharacterized. The transcript has 5 exons. The record is from RefSeq and is a predicted model, not a curated record. Bases 211 to 1647 code for a protein of 478 amino acids. NCBI's taxonomy places the organism in Eukaryota, Viridiplantae, Streptophyta, Magnoliopsida, Asterales, Asteraceae.
CCCAUAUAUAUACACACUAGCAGAGUGCAGUUUCCUGUUGGUUGCCCUUCAAUUGCAAUUUGCAAACAAACAAACAAACCCCUCAUUUUACUCUCUCUCUUCUUUCUUUCUCUCUCUACCAUGUUUCACUCCAGGUUGGAGCAUUCAUAGAAAUUAGUAACCGGUCCUUUUCGUACUACAAUUUCAAGUCUCGCGUUAAGAUCUUCGCAAAUGAGUUCUCGGAUCACGUCUCAUCAGUUAAACAAUGGGUUGUACGUAUCAGGGCGGCCGGAGCCACCAAAAGAAAAGGCGCCAACAAUGUUCUCCGCCGCAGUGCCUUACACUGGCGGUGACAUAAAGAAGUCCGGCGAACUAGGAAAGAUGUUUGACGGGCCGAGAAAAUCAGGACAGCUAACGAGUGGCCCGUUAAGAACCGGGUCAAUGAGUAGUGGCAAUACAAGUCAUUCGGGCCAACUAUCAUCACAUUCCCAUUCCCAUUCCAUGAACCGAAUGAGUUCGUUAUCAAGCAGUGUUACCGGCUCAUCUUCAAUGAAAAAGAGCACUUCCGGCCCGUUAAACAAACACGGAGAACCGAUACGGAAGUCAUACGCAUCUCAAGGUCAAGGGUUGACUUCCUCUUCCCGCCAAAAUUCCGGACCUCUCCCUGUUCUCCCUGCCACGGGUCUUAUAACAUCCGGGCCGAUUUUGUCUGGACCACUUAACUCCUCGGGCGCACCACGAAAGUCAUCGGGUCCGUUAGACUCUUCGGCGUUCAUCAAAUCACGAACCUCUUCAAUGGUUAAGAACCAAGCGGUUACUCAUUUGAGCCAAGAGGGUUCAUAUUCGUUCUUCAGCAGCUUCCCGAAGCUAGUUUUUUGGUCCAUAGUUUUGCUGUUUGUGAUGGGAUUUAUUUCUGCAGUUUUUAUACUUGCAGCCGUUGGUAAUCCGAUUCUUCUCAUUGUUGUCGGUGUUCUUUUUGCUAUCGUGAGCCUGCCUUUCGCUUGGAAUAUGUUUCGGGGUAGAAAAGCUGUCGUUAAGUUCAUAUCUGAGUAUCCGGACGUUGAGCUUAGAACAGCAAAAGACGGCCAAUUUGUCAAGGUUUCCGGGGUUGUUACUUGCGGAAAUGUACCAUUGGAGUCAUCGUUCCAAAGGGUUCCCAGAUGUGUUUACACAUCCACGAGGUUAUAUGAAUAUCGCGGCUGGGAUUCAAAAGCUGCUAAUCCCUCACAUCAACGUUUCACAUGGGGUCUUCGUUCCGUGGAGAGGCAUGUUGUCGAUUUCUAUAUAUCUGAUUUCCAAUCGGGAUUGAGGGCGUUAGUUAAGACUGGUUAUGGGGCCCGUGUGACUCCAUACGUUGAGGAAUCCGUUGUUAUUGAUAUCAACCAAUCCAACAAAGAUGCUUCCCCACAGUUUAUAAGAUGGCUCGCUGAGAAGAACCUAUCUAGUGAUGAUCGUAUGAUGCGACUCAAAGAAGGGUAUAUUAAAGAGGGAAGCAGUGUGAGUGUGAUGGGAGUUGUUCAAAGAAAUGAUAAUGUGUUGAUGAUUGUUCCUCCACCCGAGCCGAUUCCAACUGGAUGUCAAUGGGCUACAUGUAUGCUUCCCACAAGCCUAGAUGGCAUCGUUUUGAGAUGCGAUGACUCGUCAAAUCCCGAUGUCAUUCCCGUGUAGGGUUUUGCUACUUGGUAGGUCAAAGUUUGACCAAAAUAUGAUAGGUGUAUAGUUGGUUUUGUUAUGUUAUGUUGCAUCCCAUGAUCUUGUUUGGGAUUGUUUUGUUAAUGGUGUUGUGUGAAUUGUGAUAAUUGAGCUUUUGUUAAGGACUGCAUACUUGAGAAAGGUUACAAUUUUCCUGCUUUUUUUUUAAUUUAAUUUUUUUAUUUUCUCU